UCAUGAAUACUCUACCAGUUUUUCUCUGCCUUCUGGGGCUCGUCGCCUUUGCCUCUUCUUCCCGCCUCUAUGGCAAGUGCGACUUCGAGGCCGAGGGCGACAUGUGCGGCCUCGGAGGCUCCCACAAAUUCACCCAAGGCCACGGCAGACCCUCGUGGAACUUGAACGCUAUGGACUCGGGCUACACAGGCUCGGGCUACUUGCUCCUCACAGGCUACAACUCGGAGAGCAGACUCGAGAGCCCCACGCUGACCGCGAACGUCGGCGACGAGACGGUCAGCUUCGCCUACUUCCUCAACGGCGAAGGAGAAGCCGACUCGUACAUCCGCCUGUACUCCCGCGUCGACGGCGUGGACAACCUCAUCUGGGAGGCCGAGAACAAGCACAACCAAUGGGAAUACGUCACCGUCGAACUCAACGUCACGGUGGGACACAUGUUCCAGGUCGUGUGGAAGGCUCGUGCUCAUCGGAACAUCUGGACGACGCAACACACCUGGCUUGGCUUGGACACCAUCGAGGUCGUGAACGAAGGAGGCGCUAACAAGUGCUUCAGACCGCCGCCCGUGCAGUACGCCAACCCUUGGUCCUGCUCCAGCAAGGCCCAGCAUGUCUUCAGACCUGACCUGAAGGAGGAACUUCCCGACGGCACCAUCUGUACCACCAGCUGUUUCAGCGGCUUCCUAGCUCAGGGAGAGCCUAUUCUCACCUGCAGCGACGGCCAAUGGACUGAAAAUGAUGGAAUAGUCUUCCUGUGCAUAGACGGCGAGGCGCCCAACUUCCUCACGUGCCCUUCAGCGAUCGACGUGACCACGCCCUUCGGCUGGGGCUCCAUGUGGUACACGAUCACGCCCCCGGAGGUGUCCGACAACACCAACGCUUGGCUCCUUGAGCUGUUCGUGGACGACGUGCAGCAAACAGAUACCACCGUGACUACUGCUUUGACUCCCGGAAGUUAUAAUGUUAAAUUCGUUGCUACGGAUUUCAACUACAACGUGAACUCUUGCAGCUACACCGUCACUGUCUCUCCCGGAGACCAGACUCCCCCCACGGUCAUUCAGUGCCCGAAUUCGCAGUCAGUCGAGAGCUCGUCGCCCCUCGCGGUUGGCUGGCAGGAUCCCAUUUUCAUUGACGAUUCGGGAUACAUUGCGAAGGUGGAGAGCACUUACGACCCCAACACGAUCAUGGCGUGGGGCCGGCACGAGGUCGUCUACACGGCCUAUGACAACUCGUCCAACACAGCCAGCUGCUCCUUCACCGUGACAGUGAAGGGCGUCCCUUGCACUACCCUCUCCCUGCCCAUCUUCGGCGCCCUCGUGUGCCACGACAGCUACUCCGGCCGCUUCUGCGUGUCGAUGUGUGGCGAGGAUGGGGACUUCCAGGUGUCGUCGCCUGAGCUCAGCGUGCCCAACGACUACCUGUGCUCCACCUCGGGCAACUGGUUCCCCUACGAAUUCAUCUACGACUGCGUCAGCGCUUACGGCGACGCCCCCAUCAAGGGCCCUGAGUUCUACUUCUCCGGCGCCUGCAACGAGACCUCCACUCAAAGCGCCAUGAAGAGCCAGGCGCUGACGAUCUUCAACGUGGCUGACACCGACCCUAUCCUGGGCGAUGACCUGACGCCUGAUGACUUCUACGUCACUUGCGGGCCCAGGCUUUAGGCCAGGCACAUGUAAAGUACCUCGGCUUCAGGUGGAAGGGGUGCGGCGUCGAUCCAAAGAGAGCGCAUUCGAUUAGGUUGGUGUGGCUGCGUGUAUGUUCGAAUGAAUUGUCUGUAGGUUUGAGUAUUCAAUAAAUAUAUAUUAUUUGAAGGUAGAUACAGAG
Messenger RNA from Penaeus indicus, 1821 nucleotides. RefSeq lists its product as uncharacterized. The transcript has 7 exons. The coding region runs from base 3 to 1658 and encodes 551 amino acids. Gene Ontology annotation, cellular component: membrane. Lineage: Eukaryota; Metazoa; Arthropoda; Malacostraca; Decapoda; Penaeidae. The record is from RefSeq and is a predicted model, not a curated record.